AUGGCGGAAGUCGUCGGCGUGGUCGCCGCGGCAUUUCAAUUUGCCGAACUUGCGCAAAAGCUCAUUAAGCUUGCCCGUGAGAUUCAUUCAGGGGCCGAGCCGGGCGUGGUGCAUCGCAAAAUCACGCAACUCGAGACGCUCGUCGAAAUUGCUGGGAAAAUAGCAAACUUGUGGAUCCAGGACGAUGCCUUGAUGGAGAGAAUCUUGCAACAAUGCAUCUCCACGGUCACCGAUCUUGAUAAUCGACUCAGACGGGUCGAUGUCGCCAAAGGCGAUGGCUUUCGGAAGAAGACUCGAAAGGCUUUCUUGGCCCAAUGGGAGAAGGAUGACGUCGAGGAGCUGUUCCGACAGUUAAACCGGGAUCAAAUGGCACUGCUCUUGCACCGCAACUUCUCAUCUGACAAUCAAAGUCACUUGAUCCAGAAGGUCAUAGAUGGCAUGCGCCAAGUCCUUGACGACCGGCUUCAAUACUCAAACCCCCAGGGCGAGGAUGAACGUUGCUUCUUGAAGGGCGUAUUUGUCACCGACCCUAGGGAUGACCGAAACGCUCUGCUUACACGCAAGGGCCGCCGCGUCGAGGGAACCUGUGUUUGGGUGACCGAAACAGAUGUCUAUCGUUCGUGGCUUUCGUCUACGCCCGGGUCUACAGGACUGAUGCUUCAGGGCGGUCCGGGCAAGGGAAAGACCAUGAUGGCCAUCUACCUGACGGAACAGCUGGAGCUUCUGGCGGGUCGCGGCGAAUCCGUUCUCUACUUCUUUUGUGAUAACCGCAACCCAAAACAGAACAAUGCGAUGGCCGUUGUUCGCUGUCUUUUGUGGCAACUCUGCCGCCUUAAACCAGCCUUACUGUGCCAUGGGAUAAGGGAGCUACAAGAGAGAGGGGGCAGUAUUAACAAUCUUCUGGUGUUUGAUACACUCUGGCGAAUCUUCGACACGAUGCGGAAGGAUGCAAAUGCUGGCACAGUAACUUGCGUCAUCGACGGGCUCGACGAAUGCGAUGAGGAUUCUGUUUUCCUUAUCCUCGACAAGCUCUGGCGCCUGGACUAUGAUCCUCGCUUCAGAUUCUUGGUUCUCUGUCGGCCCCUCAAACCACGACAGCAGCUUCCUGCAGCCAACCCGUCUGUCGACAUACUCCGCCUAGAUCCCGAUGCAGACGAGGAAGUCAAUCGCGAUGUUUUCGAGUUCAUUCGGCAGCGAGUGCAAGAGAUCGCCAACUCGUCCCCCGAGCGAAAAUGGCCCGAGAAAUUACGCCUCCAUGUUGAGGCCACUCUGCAGAGGAAGGCUGGUGGUACCUUUCUCUGGGUGGGUUUCGUGACACAGGAUUUGCAACGAAAGACAAGCACGGAGGUCAGGCAAAGCCUUAAGUCGCUCCCUUCAGACUUGAACGAGAUCUACGACAGAAUCCUGAAAGACGUGCCGGCUGAAUAUCGCGCCCAGAUCCGAUCACUCCUCCACUGGGUCAGCUUGGCAGCAUACCCAUUGGAGCCCGCAGAUCUUGCUAGCCUUAUCCAUAAACCUGGGAACGCAGGAAAUGCUACCAAUUCAGAGCCAGAGUCGGACGCAGAACUAUACCUGGAAACUGAAGAAGAAUUGUUGCAACACUAUCUAGAUUUUGUUCGCCACUUUGUCUUUAUUUCUCAAGGAAAAGUUCACUUCGUCCACCAAUCUGCCAAGGAUUAUCUCUUGCGAAGCAGUCGCGAUGCUGACCCUACUGUGGAGUAUUUUCGGAUCGCCGACCUCGAAGUUGCCCACGAAGAGCGAGCACGCGACUGUCUCGACUGCCUACACCGUCAAUGGCCCAUUCAAAUAGAAGAUUUCGACACGGUGGGCCGAAAGUACUCGUUCUUAAAAGCCUCUGCUUACUGGACACGCCACAUUGGACGCAAAAAAUACGGAAGCGAGGCCGUGUCUCAGGAGGAAGGCCUUCUCGUCGAGGCUAUCCGCCAUGACGAUAUCCCAGAUAUUGAUUUCGGUCGGCUCUCCGGCGCUCUCCUGGCCGUCACCACCGAUGCCCGCGCAUACUUCGGCAGAGAACUCGACCAGGCACUUAUUGAAGCCGCAAAGCUUCCUGGCGUCACUGACAUGGUCCAGAUUCUCGUCAACAAAGGCGCAGACCCCAACGCAACUGACAAGAAGGGCAAUACUGCUCUUCAUUACUUAGCCAAGCGAACUGACCCCAGUGGGAUCGAAGCAGCUCGCUUCCUGCUCUCUCAAAGCAAUGGCCCUAUCAGACCUGAUUCUGGGAACGAAAACGGCAAUUCAUCCUAA
Molecule: messenger RNA, 2268 nt
Organism: Verticillium dahliae VdLs.17
Lineage: Eukaryota; Fungi; Ascomycota; Sordariomycetes; Glomerellales; Plectosphaerellaceae
Product: NACHT and Ankyrin domain-containing protein
Exons: 3
Coding region: 1-2268 (755 amino acids)
Molecular function (GO): protein binding
Source: RefSeq, a predicted model, not a curated record